Monosiga brevicollis MX1 is the source of this 1398-nucleotide messenger RNA. RefSeq lists its product as uncharacterized. Gene Ontology annotation, cellular component: cytoplasm; nucleus. The transcript has 14 exons. Lineage: Eukaryota; Choanoflagellata; Craspedida; Salpingoecidae. Gene Ontology annotation, biological process: translational elongation. The record is from RefSeq and is a predicted model, not a curated record. Bases 148 to 1398 code for a protein of 416 amino acids.
GCAGUCAGCCAGUGGACCGGCGUCUGCGUGCUCAAGAGUGCUCAAGGGUCGGGGCUCUGUACCGUCACGAAGGGGGGUGUUUAUUUGUAGCUGCAGCGAGCGAUACGGCUCGAUCAAACUGGCGCUUCCUUCCACCUCAUCGUCGACAUGGCUUCAUCCGACAUUUUGUAUGGCUUUGACAAUCACCCCCGCACCGAAGUGGUGUUGGUGGCGGCCAAGUUUGCCCAAAAGGAGGUGGAACUACGCAGCAAGCACCCGGAAUUCGACUUUCCCGCCGCCCUGCAUACCCCAGAGUUUCAACAACGGUUCCCGCUGCAAACGGUGCCAGCGCUGGUGACUGAACAUGGCGAGCCGAUCUUUGGAGAGUUGGCCAUUGCCACCUACUAUGCUGCUCUCAACAACAAGUGCCUGUUGCCCGAGCGGGCGUAUGACCAAGGCCUUGUCCAGCAAUUUUUGACACUCACACAACUCGAGCUCUUUCCAGCGCUCUCGGCCUGGAUGUUUCCAAUUCAGGGCUACCUGCCUUAUGAUGCAGAGGACGUGGCCCGCAGCCGCGGCGAGGCCGACCGGAUACUCAAGUAUCUCAAUGAUCUUUUGAGCGAGCGGACCUUCCUCUGUGCCAACCGCAUGACCUUGGCCGACGUUGUCAUCGGCUGUCACCUUCGUCCUCUCUUCCAACAGUUUUUGGAUGCAUCGGCCCGUGCAUCGCUGGCGCACUUGACUGCCUGGUUUGAGCGUCUGAUCGCCCGCCCUGAGUUCCAGGACGUCGUCGGCGCGGUCACUUUUUGCGAAACUCCACUCGCCUAUGACGAUAACCGCGCGAGCGAGCUGCAGGAACAACCUGAUGCUUCGCCGGUUAUGAUUCUGGCCACCAAUGAGCUUCAGCUUGAGACCUGGUCUCAUGAUCAACAAAUCGACCUGUUGGGGCACCACCCUGCCCGCAACUGGCAUUUUCCGCACUUUUUAUCAGAUGUCUUUUGGCUCUUCAACCUCGAAGCGCUCAUGACGGAGGCUUCACAAGACCAUGCAAUUCACUACUCGUGUCAAAAAGGGAACGAUAACGCGCCGUGUACUGCGGCAACACGAACGCUCAUGAUGCUGAACCUUGGUGUGAACCUUUGCAAAACCGGACGGCGCGACGCUGCACUCCACGUGCUCUUGGUAGAACGAGCCAAUGCAGACGGGCGCGCUUUCGUGAAUGGAGACCGUUUGGCAGCCAAUCUCUACUCAAGCCUGGCGGAUGCCACUAUGCGGCAGGAUGUCCGCAUUGAUCGCGUCAAUUUUGACAACAUGACUAUCGAUGCGCAACAAGCAGCCGUGCAGGCUAGCGGUCAGACUAGUGAUCCACCUCGGCUACUAGAAGACCUGCUUCCCCCAGGUCGAGCUUGCUUCUACUGA